Molecule: messenger RNA, 967 nt
Organism: Prorocentrum cordatum
Lineage: Eukaryota; Dinophyceae; Prorocentrales; Prorocentraceae
Source: the annotation of a GenBank genome assembly
GUGGUCGUCUAGGGUCUACGCGUCUGACGCGUCGACGCACGGGAAGGGCGCGUGCGUCAAGGUGGCCCCCCCCGACCUGGUCCCGGACGUAGGCCGCGGGGCCGAGAAGUGGAGGACUUCCUGGAGGGGCAAGUCCUGCUCCGUCGACCUCGACGCCGUGCUGGCGGUGCUCCUCGCGCAUCUGUUCCUGCACGGGUACGACCGCGCGACGGGCCGCGCCAAGCUGGGGCGGGCGCAGUUCGUUCAGCCCCUGAUGCGCCAUCCGCUGCCUCGGGGGGCGAUGUUCGCGACAGUGGGCGCCCUCCUGGCGCAGGGCCGCCUGUCCGAGGUGGAGUUCGUGCGCCUGGCCUUCGACACGUGCCCCCGCCCGAGGGAGGCCCGCCGCCUCGCGGCCGCCUCGUUCCUCGCCCCGCGGGUCGGGUCGAAGGGCGGCUACCAGCUCUGGGCCAGCCUGGUCAACGAGGCAGCCAGCGGCCGGCCUGGCCAGACGGGGGUGACCGACGAGAACGCGAUCGUGAACGACCCGUCGCUGCCGCUCUCACCCGCGCUGGUGUUCUUCGGCGGCCAGGUCGGGGCCAGGCUGCUGCAGCUGAUGGAGGUGGCGGCGAGGACGGGCACCCCCCCGCUCCGCCCGCCGCCCCUGGUGCCCGCGUCGGCGCUGGCUGCAGAGAGGACGGAUCGCGGGCUAGGAACAGUGGCCAUCAACCUAGCCAGACAUCGUGCAGCGGACGCCUCGGAUCCUCGCGCGUUGCAGAUGUUGCUGGGCUGGGUGCGAUCAUCGGCCGUCUCAGGGCUGUGGGCGUCCUUGCCGUCUGCGACUUGGCCCUCCAGCGGCGCUCGAUGCCGCCGCCUGGACGCCCCGCUCAAGGGCGUCAACAGUGAGCACACCAAUCUUCGCGCCAUUCGCGUGGCGGACGCCCUAGCAGAGUUUGUCUUUAAGUUGAUUCGUGAGUGCACGGCUCGCCAG